Talaromyces amestolkiae is the source of this 1665-nucleotide messenger RNA. RefSeq lists its product as uncharacterized. Gene Ontology annotation, biological process: transmembrane transport. NCBI's taxonomy places the organism in Eukaryota, Fungi, Ascomycota, Eurotiomycetes, Eurotiales, Trichocomaceae. The transcript is spliced from 6 exons. Bases 1 to 1665 code for a protein of 554 amino acids. Gene Ontology annotation, molecular function: transmembrane transporter activity. Gene Ontology annotation, cellular component: membrane. The record is from RefSeq and is a predicted model, not a curated record.
AUGCAAUCGGAAACUAUCUUCUACAAUAUGAACUCUGACGCUGGGACCAAGACCAAACUAGAGGGAAGCAGCUCUCAAGGUAUGGAUGAAUCGUCGCAGGCUCUGCGAAUUGGUUCCGUCGAAAGUGGCGGCGUAGAAUACGUGUCGAGCGAUGCGAAUGCCAUUGACGAUGCUAUCCUACGUGCCCAGGGCCACAAGGCUGCAAUGCCUCGUCUCUUCUCUGCUAUGUCCUCUCUGGGAUUGAUGUUCUGCGUUAUGAAUUCCUGGAUAGGGGCAAUGAGUACGUUUGGACAAAGCCUGCGCUAUGGUGGGCCACAAUGUGCCAUUUUUGCGCUUGUGACGGCCGUCUUUGUCCAAUGGAUAGUUACACUGGGUUUGGCAGAGCUCGCCUCUGCUUUCCCUAGCUCGGGUGGCCAGUAUCAUUUUACAUAUAUCCUUGCGCCCGAGAAAUUCAAGCGGUUCAGCGCUUUCGUUGUCGGGUGGAUGUCCGUUCUUGCUUGGUGGCUCGCGACGACCUCUGGGCUUUCCCUGGUGGCAAUCGCGGGCACUGGCCUGGCCGCUUUUGUGAAUCCAAGCUACACACCUAAGGACUGGCAUAUCUACCUUUGCUAUCUUGCGAUGGCCGUGAUCUCUGUCGUUCCACUUUUCCUAUUUCCGAAGUCGCUUCCAAAAAUCGCGUCUGGCUCGAUGUAUCUGAGUCUGAGUGGUUGCUUGGCCUGGUUCAUCAUCUUUCUGGCGAUGAGACAGCAUACAAACGAUGGUUCAUUUAUUCUGAAAUCAGACCUGGGUACUAGCGGUUGGGGUCAAGGAACGGCAUGGGCCUUAGGAAUCACAAACGCCAUGUACUGUUUUCAAGGAUCAGAUUCAGCUAUCCAUAUCGCGGAAGAAAUGCAGGCUCCGGGACGUAGGUUGCCUGUGGUCAUGAAUCUUACCAUGAUUAUUGGCUUACUAACCAGCGUCCCUGUCGUGGUGGCUGGCAUGUUCACAAUGACCGACAUGACGGAAGUUAUGAAUUCUGGCUUCCCUGCUGUUGAUCUUAUGUACCAGGCUACUGGAAAUCGUCCCUUGACGAUAUUCUUGGCCGCCUGGCUGAUUAUUGUAUAUGCCUCCGCUAUGCCACCCCAGUUUGUUGCCUGCGGUCGUAUCGCUUGGGCAUUUGCACGAGACGGAGGAACCCCGUUCCCAGACUACUUUGCACAUGUUGAUACGAAGUUGGAAUUUCCGGCACGAGCUACGGUGGCAGCACUGGCGUUUAACGCCUUAUACGGACUGCUCUACCUUGCUAGUACAACUGCAUUCAAUUCUAUCAUUACGUCCGCAGUUCUUUUUCUCAACAUCACACUUGCGGCACCACAGACCAUCCUUGUCCUACGCGGCCGUAACAAAGCCCUUCCAGAGCGGCCGUUCAAACUCGGGUAUCUCGGAUUGUUCUGCAAUAUAUUCUCAACCCUUUGGAUCCCGGUUCUGAUAGUUCUGGUGUGUAUGCCUCCAGGUCUACCAGUCACAGUUGGAUCCAUGAACUACACGUCGCCAGUCUUGAUUGCCGUUACCCUCCUGAUAAUUGUGGGUUGGUUUGUCUUUGGGCACCAAUUUAAAGGACCAAAGAUUGAUUGGGAAAUGCUGAAUACGGGGAACACAAUGGAGCGUAAGGUGGAAAAGCACUGA